AUGGCUCAGCCAAAGAGCGUCUAUCGUCUUUCUUGCAAGCUCAACUUGCUCCCAAAUGCGAAGGGUCCUGCUUUUACUCUCAGCGAAGACGGCUCGUAUGCGGAGCUAUGGGUCGGUACUCAUCCCAACGCACCUUCCGACCUCUUCGCCUCCACCUUCUCUCCCGUACCAGAUGUCUCCGUCUCACUCCAGUCCAUUCUCUCCUCUCACCCGGACCAACUUCUUGGAUCAGCCUUACUCAAAAAAUGGCCAGGCGUUCACCAGCUCCCGUAUCUCUUCAAAGUUCUCUCUAUCGCCAAAGCCCUCCCGCUGCAAGCCCACCCCGACCGUAAACUCGGAGAGCAGCUGCACAAGAAAGAUUCAGAGAGCUACGUUGACGAAAAUCAUAAACCGGAGAUCGCUGUGGUUAUUGGAGAACCGGGAGCGGCGGAGUGGAUCCCUUUCGGCGGUAAGGAGGAUAAAGUUGGGUUCACGGGGUUCGUUGGGUUCAGGCCGUUCGAGGAGAUUGUGGAGUUCGUCACAAAGGUGCCGGAACUUAUCAUUGCUAUUGGAAACAACGAUGCUGUCGCGGCAUUCGUCUCUAAUCCGACGAAGGAAACCCUGAAGGACGUCUGGAGUAGCCUUCUCGAGCGAGGGAAGAACGAGACGGAAGCGGUCAGUGAGCAGGUGAAGACCCUGGUGAAGAGGCUGAAGAGUACCGGGAAGGUAAACGAGUUUAGGGAUGCGAGGCCGUAUGCGAGGUUGUUGGAGAAAGUGGAUGAACAGUACAAGGGAGAUGUCGGAGUGCUGGCUACUACGUUCUUCAUGAACUUUGUGCAGCUGAAGCAAGGAGAAGCGAUCUGGAUUCCAGCGGAUGAGGUGCAUGCGUACCUCGAGGGUGAUAUCAUCGAGUGCAUGGCUACCUCCGACAACGUCGUCAACGCCAGCUUCGCCCCGCCCGAAGCUCGCGACGUCCACACCUUCUCUUCUAUGCUCACAUACUCCGCUCAUCCUUGGACACACUGGUCACUCCCCCAUAAACCCUACAAACACAGCACACGCGGUCUAACACAUGCCUAUGCCCCUCCUCUUCCUGAAUUCAUCGUCCUCGGCACCAACCUCGAGAGCGGUAAGGAGACAGAAGUUCUUGGUAAGGUGGAUGGUCCGACAUGCGGUAUUGUCACGGAUGGAGCAGUCGUUUUGAGGGUUGAAGGCGAGGAAGCGAUGGAGCUGGAGAGAGGGACGGUGGUGUUUGUGGCACCUGGGAAGGAUAUCGAGGUGACGAGUAAGUUCUGGAGUGUAAUUGUACGAUACAAUAGUCAGGAUCUCUACAAGAAGAGGUGGAAGGCCCUGUCGGCUCAACGUUAA
This is a messenger RNA of Stereum hirsutum FP-91666 SS1, 1347 nucleotides long. Its product is annotated as RmlC-like cupin. Gene Ontology annotation, molecular function: zinc ion binding; mannose-6-phosphate isomerase activity. NCBI's taxonomy places the organism in Eukaryota, Fungi, Basidiomycota, Agaricomycetes, Russulales, Stereaceae. Bases 1 to 1347 code for a protein of 448 amino acids. The record is from RefSeq and is a predicted model, not a curated record. Gene Ontology annotation, biological process: GDP-mannose biosynthetic process; carbohydrate metabolic process. Gene Ontology annotation, cellular component: cytosol. The transcript is spliced from 5 exons.